GACUAGGAUCACGUGAGCGGACGACGAAAUCCUUAAAAGUAGGCAACGUUCCUUUUAUGAGUCACAGUCGGUGAACAUGCAGAGAAACAAGAAAUCUUUCUCAGUAGAAUCCUUGAUUUCACAUGUGGACSCGAACGAGAAACUCGAUGAUCAAAUCAUUACAAUGCCUCUUGGUUUAAAUCAAGAACCAGCUUUGCCAUCCACCUUUGUAGAAAACGAUCCAGAAUCGACGAGUGGUAAAGAAACCUCAACCUACGUAACGAUUGGCGACUUAAAACAGAGAAUCGAUAACGAAGAGUCCAGCCCCCAUCAAGGAACAUCAAGUAACGAAACGGCACGUACCAGACGAUACCGCACUGCYUUCACCAGGGAACAAUUAAACCGACUUGAGAAAGAGUUUCUAAGAGAAAAUUACGUGUCAAGGACCAGAAGAUGCGAGUUGGCCAAUUCUCUUAACUUAUCAGAAACAACUAUCAAGAUAUGGUUUCAAAACAGGCGAAUGAAGUCUAAAAGGCGGCGUAUGGCUCUUGGACUCAAAUCAGUUUCACCUUUAUGCUCUACGGGAUACAUGCCAGGAGGUGGCCCUCGUGCAGGUCCAUUUUACAGCGGGCUCCAUUACGUCCCUUGGUCGUAUCCCGUGAGUACCCCACUGUGGACGUCCCCUCACAGUGGCCAUUUUCUACAUAACGAUGCUUGUCACCAUGGUCACCAGAACCCACCCGUAACAACACACAGACCACAUGAAUCACGCCCUGUCACGUGCUUGUAUCCAUGGUCAACUAACCAAGAUACCAAUCAAGUAGAGUGAAAUAGAACUGUCUGUAAAUAGGAGCGGCUUUCACAUCUUGAUAUUGUAGAUAUCCCUAAUGGUGUCAAACAGUCCUUAUUGUGAACAGCUUGUCUAUUGAAUAGGCUUUGUUCAACCGUCACUUGUAAAUCAAUGGAAACACUCAAUAUCGCUGUCAUUGUACAUUCUCUGUCAAUUUUUCUAGUUCAUCAUGUAAAGUAUUGAAUAAAAUGAUGAUUGAUUUAGAUUAGAAAUGUCACUAGAUAGAAACACAGAAAUUAAUGGAUAAAAUAAAUAUACGAGAAUAAAAC
This is a messenger RNA of Exaiptasia diaphana, 1098 nucleotides long. Its product is annotated as homeobox even-skipped homolog protein 2. Gene Ontology annotation, biological process: regulation of transcription by RNA polymerase II. Gene Ontology annotation, cellular component: nucleus. The record is from RefSeq and is a predicted model, not a curated record. The transcript is spliced from 2 exons. The coding region runs from base 77 to 808 and encodes 243 amino acids. Lineage: Eukaryota; Metazoa; Cnidaria; Anthozoa; Actiniaria; Aiptasiidae. Gene Ontology annotation, molecular function: DNA-binding transcription factor activity, RNA polymerase II-specific; RNA polymerase II cis-regulatory region sequence-specific DNA binding.